Fusarium pseudograminearum CS3096 is the source of this 552-nucleotide messenger RNA. RefSeq lists its product as uncharacterized. Gene Ontology annotation, molecular function: RNA binding; DNA binding. NCBI's taxonomy places the organism in Eukaryota, Fungi, Ascomycota, Sordariomycetes, Hypocreales, Nectriaceae. The coding region runs from base 1 to 552 and encodes 183 amino acids. The record is from RefSeq and is a predicted model, not a curated record. Gene Ontology annotation, biological process: regulation of gene expression; maturation of 5.8S rRNA. Gene Ontology annotation, cellular component: exosome (RNase complex); nucleolus. The transcript is spliced from 3 exons.
AUGACAGACGUCAAGGAUAUCACACCGGAUCUGGACCGGCUAGACGAUCAGCUCGAUGAUCUCGAGGAAAUCCUUCAACCUUUGCUCGGUAAUCUUGAAGGCUUGGCCUCUGAAUUACCCCUGUUGGACAAGGCAAAGCUUUUCUCGCUGACAGCAUAUGCGAUUGAAUCUCUUUUGUUCUCGUCACUCAAAUUGGAGGGCUCUGAUACCCAAACACAAGCCGUAUACGCUGAACUCAAGCGAAUUCAGCAAUACUUUGGCAAGAUCAAGAACAUUGAGACUCCAGAGGUGGAAGAGUCGCGAAGUCUCACAGUUAACCAAGAGGCUGCAGCGCGUAUACUAAAGGCUGAUCUGGCCGACAACAAGACGAUUAGCAAUAAGCUUGCUGAAAAAAUUGCAGAGGAGCGGGCCAAGGCUCUUCUCAAGUCGGUUGAGAAUCGCAAGAGACCAGCUGAGGAGUCCCCUGUCCCAUCAAAGUCGGGGUCUGCUGAUGACGGAAAAGCCAAAGGCAAGAAGCAAAAGAAAGGCAAGAAGAGCAAGUCCAAAAACUAA